CCUCUGCUGCUUUCCAGGCGCCCAUCGCCUCCUUUGCCCGCUGCCCGGAAACUCGCUGGCGGCGGCGGCAGCCACGUUGCCCGGGCCGGAGCGAGUGGGGCUUGCCUGGGCCGGCUGGCCGGGCGGCACAACAGACGAGGAGAAGGAAGGGCAGCAGCCCCGCCGCGCGCCCUGAGGCGGCACCCCUCCCCCCUGCCAGGUGAGGAGGCUUCCCUUCAGGAAGGUGCUGUUUAUCAUUGCCAGUGAAGAGGAGGAUCAUUAGAGGUUUGAAGCCAUGGCCGAUCCUGCAGGAGAAGAACCUGCCUCCAAAUCUGGAGAACUUUGCCACGAAUGUGGACAAAUUCAUUUGCUGCCCGACAACCAUCUUUAUAACUUUCAAGACGACGUAGAUGAUGACUUGACUUGUCACAUUUGCCUCCAGCCUUUGCUGCAGCCCAUGGACACCCCUUGUGGACACACGUAUUGUUUCAGAUGCCUUGAAAACUUCAUGCAGGAGUACAGCUUCUGUCCCAUGGAUCGGAAGAAGCUCUCCUUCCAGAACUGCCGGAAGUCCAGCUUGUUGGUGCGGAAUCUGCUGGAUAAGCUCCUUGUCCUUUGUCCCUUCCAAGAAGACUGUGCACUGACGAUGCAGCGAUGUGAACUUGAAGCUCACUUGCAGAACAGGUGUCCUGGCUUCAAGAAGUACACUGAGCGCCUGGAAAGGAAGAGGAAUCCUCGGUCCAGGAUGAAGGGAGAUUCUCUUUCCAGGCUGGAAGCAAAGGCUGUAAAAGACCCUGAAGUAUCAAACGGAGGGUCCUCUUCAGUGACUGGAGGCUCAGGAGCUGCCGUUGUGUUGCCAGAGGUCCCAGAUCCUGGACUGGUUAACCCAGCCUUUGAUGGGAGUGAAGAAGAAUUCCCUCAGAGAGCGAGUCUUCUGGCAGAGACAAACACCGUUGAGAUCCACCGAGACGACCCCGAGGAAGAGCUUGGCAUGCGCAUAGUUGGGGGCAAAGACACUCCUCUCGGGAACGUCGUGGUGCAGGAGAUAUUUCAGGAUUCCGUGGCGGCUGCCGAUGGAAAACUCGCGCCUGGAGACCACAUCCUAGAGGUGAAUGGUGUGAACGUCAGCAGCGUGACCCACUGCCAAGCCAUCUCACUCUUGCGUCAACCCUGUGACCAGCUCCAUUUCCUUGUGCUCCAAGAAAAGGGCUUCAGCAACCGGACGGCUCCCCCAGUUGUGAACCAGGAAGUGGUCCAUGUUAUCCUGGUCAAAAGGGACCAAUGCGAACCCCUCGGCAUUAAACUGAUCAGGAAAACAGACGAGCCCGGGAUCUUCAUUCUGGACCUGUUAGAUGGAGGGCUGGCAGCCAAGAAUGGGAAGCUGCGCCAGGACGAUAAAGUCCUUUCUAUAAACGGCCAGGAUCUGCGCCAAGGGACGCCUGAAGCGGCUGCGCAGAUAAUCCAGAGCAGUGAAGCCAGGGUCACCUUUGUGGUCCUCCGUCAGUCGGGGCUGCAGCCUCCGGAAGCCCCCGAGGACAGCAGCAGCGCCAGCAGCAGCAACGGGGGCAGCCCUGCACAGCCCAGUCGCCGGAAGCCAGAGCAAAAUCACUUCCGGAGAAGAUCCAACUAUCAGAAGAUACUCCCCCAAGGAUACUUCAGCCAGGAAAAAGUGAUUACCAUCAAAAAGGAUCCCAAAGAGUCUUUUGGGAUAACAAUAGGAGGAGGACGAGAUGGCAAAGCAAAACUCCCCAUUUAUGUAACCAGCGUCCAGCCAGUUGGAUGUCUCUUGAGGGAUGGGAGAAUUAAGAAAGGGGAUAUUCUUUUGAGUAUCAACAAUAUUGAUUUGACUCACCUGAAUUAUAACGAAGCCGUCUCUGCGCUGAAGUCAAACGCAGCGUUGCAGACGGUGGUGUUGAAAGCGCUGGAAGUGGUCAUCCCAGAGAAGGCCUCAGAAGGGGCCGAGAGCCUGGACCGCAGGGAAAACGGGCACAGAUGGGCAAGCUGGUCUCCUCUCUGGAUCACCUGGCUGGGAUUGCCAAGCCAGCUCCACUGCUGUCAAGAUAUUGUCUUGCGCAAAAGCAACUCGGAGAGCUGGGGAUUCAGCAUAGUGGGUGGAUUCGAAGAAAGCAAAGGAAACCAGCCAUUCUUCAUUAAAACCAUUGUGCCUGAGACUCCUGCCUUCUGGGACCGGCGGCUGAAGUGCGGGGAUGAAAUUGUGGCUGUCAACGGAGUGUCUGCUGUUGGGAUGAGCAACAGUGAGCUCAUUCCGAUGCUGAAGGAGCAGCGGAAUAAAGUGACUCUCACAGUGGUCUCCUGGCCUGGCAGCCACGUCUAAGAGCCCAACUGGAAUAAGAGGCUUCAUUUGAAAUGCCUUUGGGAGAGCCUUUCAUUGGAGGGAAGAAACCAAGCGGUGGCUGAGCAGGUCUCAGACAGGCUUCCUCCAAGGGGCAGAUUUUUCUACAGAAAAGGCAAAGGUAGCUUGUUGUUGAGUUUGAUUUUAGAUCCACCCACUUGGUAAGCUGAAAACUGUAUUCUGAUAAGCAGCUGGAGGCAUCUCGGGCUGUGGUUAUUUUUUGUUGAACAGGGAAACUCUGAGCUUCUCCUGAAUUCCUCUCUUAAACCUGCCAAACUAAAGGCCAGCCGGCUGAAACUCAUCUGAUUGAUGGCCUUUAACACCAUAAUCUCGGCUCUUAGUGAACUGAAGUAGCAACCUUCAAGAUGCUGACUAAUCGUUGCAAUGGGUGAAUCAUUUAGUUUGGUCUCACUGUAGUUACUGGUGCCUUGAAUGCUCAGCCCUUGUUGAGGUGUAUUUAUUCCUCUUGUUCAAGCUGAUUGUUCAGCCUUGAGCCAGUCUCAAGAGUUAUGUAAUGCUUCACAGCCAUGUUUGACUUCAGGAGCUGCUUUCAAGGAGGUUUGGAAGCCCAACAGGAGGAUGUUCCUACUCGACUGAGCCCCCUUUCUGACUUUCUCUCCUGUCACUUAUUUCCCAUGAGCUCUGGAAGAGUAUUUCACUGCAGAAAGGCAGACUUUGGCCAUUUGAUAGACACCACAUAGAGGCUUUUUGUGUCUCUGCAGACAGGGGGGUGGGGUGGAGGUUCAAACAGGGUCAGCUGCUCAAUCUCUCUCACAGGGCAUGAAGGAUUCUCUUCCAGCUCAUUCCCAUCCUGACAAUCUCAUUAGGACCACAAUCCUGGUCGAGUUAGCUUCUUAUCUCAGCAGCUCCUUAAGACGGCCAAAGAAAAUACUGAGGAGGAACUAAAGCCAUUGUCCCUCCUGUCCCUUCAAGGGCAUUUUCCCUCUGCACACGUAACAUUUGCAGUCCUUCAGCUGAUUUUAUCUGCGGUUUACUGGGGAAAAAGGAGAUGAACAGGUGUUUAGCGUAGCAUCCUUAUCCACUCAGGGGGGAAGAAGCCAUCCAAAGCCACCUCCCUGGCUUGUUUUCCUUUGAUCUGAUCCCUGCACUAUUUGUUUUUAGAUGGGUCAUCUCCCUUAACUAAUUGAGCAUCCUUGUGAUUGUGAUUGCUUAACAAGAUUGCUUAACAAGUACGUCCUUUUGUCCUGUGACCAGUUGCACAGCAAAUGGAAAAAAGGAAUAAGCAGCCCGCCCUACAGAAAGGUAGCAAAAGCUGUGCCUAAGGAAGGCCUUUGCUAGGUUCCCUUGCCUGUGUGUGUAUGGGUGCCUAUGCUGACACUUGAAGAUAGAAAUUUUCUUUUUGUCAAAGUAAUCUUUCCCCCCUUAAAUAGCCUUAAUAAUUAUUUUCUAAGCAUAGGAUACACUACAUUUAUUUCACCAGGUUGAAAACUUGCUUUCUGUUGUCCAUUUUCUACAAAGUUUCACGAUUUACAAAGGGAUUCCACUAGCCUGUUUGCAAAUAUUGUGUGGUUGUGGAAUAAGUUAGACAAUUUAUUAGUUUGUCGUAAUUAGGAAAUUAAUAGGGCCUGCUACCUCCAAUUAAAAGGGAUUUCUCAGACCUCGAUUUGCACAGAAAUUUCAGGUUGCUGAAACAUGGCAACCUUCUACCACAGGACUCUCCAACCUUGGCCACUUGUGGACUUCAACUCCAGAGUUCCCCAGCCACAUGGAUAGCUGAGGAAUUCUGGAAGUUGAACUCCACAGGUCUUAAAGCUGCCAAGGUUGGCGACCCUAGUGUACAAUGCGCUUCUCUCACUUGCUCAUAAGAUGAGUGGGUGGGAGGCACACACAUCUCAGGAAACAACUUGCAAGGGGCUGCUGCCGCCCCCAGGCCCUUCGCUUCCUGGAGGCUCUGAUGAGCCUUUCAGUUGGAGCCUUAUUUCAUCUGAACAGCAAGUCAGGCUGAGGAAAACACAGGACUUGGCGUUCACAGAGGCUGUGUGAAAUAGCAAAUGAACAAAAAAGGACUUAUGAUUUAUGUUUAAAUCUGAUUCAUGCUUGGACUCUGUUGCCUCAUUUGAAUCUGACAAGUAGGCACUAGUGCUCCACUUAAGGAUGUUGAUUCACUUAAAAAUGUAUUUGUCGAAGUAUAUUUCUGAUGUCUGUCUUCAGAUGUGCUUUGAAAGGAUAUUGGUCUGCCUAAUUGACUGAUAAGAAUAUUGACUUCUGUCUUCGGGUUUGAGUCCCAUGUGACCUCUGUAAUGUGUGACUCUUGCAAUGGCUAUAAAAAGGAUGUCAAACCUUUUUUUUUUCUCAAAUGAAGGGGACGUGUGUUUUCAUUUCAUUGUAUUGUCUGAUUUCAAUGUGCCUUCAACAAUCAGCAGGAAAUCUAGUAGCUACUGUAUUAUUUUGCAUCAAAGAAUUUGUUGAAACUUGUAGAGACCUUUGUCAAUACUCUGAUACAUUUAUAAAUUAUUAUUCUGGAGUUA
This is a messenger RNA of Thamnophis elegans (Western terrestrial garter snake), 4821 nucleotides long. RefSeq names its product ligand of Numb protein X 2-like. The transcript has 10 exons. The coding region runs from base 275 to 2314 and encodes 679 amino acids. The record is from RefSeq and is a predicted model, not a curated record. Gene Ontology annotation, molecular function: protein binding; metal ion binding; ubiquitin-protein transferase activity. NCBI's taxonomy places the organism in Eukaryota, Metazoa, Chordata, Lepidosauria, Squamata, Natricidae.